GUCAGAGAGUAGGAGAAAAGAAGAUGGUAGGACCAGUGAGGCCUCAGUUUGUGUUGUUUGGUUCCUCCAUUGUUCAGCUCUCUUAUUCCAGGCAAGGUUGGGGAGCUAUUCUUUCUCACUUGUAUGCUCGUAAGGCGGAUAUAGUUCUGCGAGGAUACUCAGGUUGGAAUUCAAGGCGUGCUCUGCAGGUUCUGGAUGAAAUUUUUCCCAAGAAUGCCUGUGAGCAACCAUCGUUGAUAAUUGUGUACUUUGGUGGUAAUGAUUCUAUUCUUCCGCAUCCAAGUGGCCGUGGUCAGCAUGUACCUCUCCAAGAAUACAUUGAAAAUAUGAGGAAGAUUGCUAUCCAUCUCAAGAGCCUUUCUAAGAAGACUCGCAUUAUAUUUCUCAGUGCUCCUCCCAUCAAUGAGGCACAAAUUUAUGCAAACAGUGAAACCAGUGAUCCAUUGGGGCAGCGGUUAAGGACAAAUGAAUCCCUUCGAUUAUACUCAGAAGUGUGUUUGGAGCUGUGCCGUGAGAUGAAUAUAAAGGCCAUUGAUCUCUGGUCUGCAAUCCAGAAAAGGGAUAACUGGAGAGAUGUUUGCUUCAUCGAUGAUGGAAUUCAUUUGUCAGCUGAGGGAAGCACGACAGUGGCAAAAGAGAUAUUGAAGGUCCUUGAAGAAGCAGAUUGGGAACCUAGCCUGCACUGGAAGUCAUUGCCAAUUGAAUUUGAAGAAGAAUCACUAGGUAGAAAAGGAGAAAAGUGGGUAGUAGGACCAGUGCGGCCCCAAUUUGUGCUGUUUGGUUCGUCCAUUGUUCAGCUCAGUUACUCUAUGGCAGGUUGGGGAGCUAUUCUUACUCACUUGUAUGCCCGUAAGGCAGAUAUAGUUCUGCGAGGAUACAAUGGUUGGAAUUCAAGGAAUGCUCUGCAGGUUCUGGAUGAAAUUUUUCCCAAGAAUGACAGUGAGCAACCAUCUUUGGUAAUCGUAUACUUUGGGGGUAAUGAUUCUAUUCUUCCACAUCCAAGUUGCCGUGGCCAACAUGUACAUCUCCAAGAAUACAUAGAAAAUAUGAGGAAGAUUGCUAUCCAUCUUAAGAGCCUUUCAAAGAAAACUUGCAUUAUAUUUCUCAGUGCUCCUCCCGUCAAUGAAGCACAAAUUUAUGGAAACAGUGAUCCACUGCGGCCGCGGUUACGGACAAAUGAAUCCCUUCGAAGAUACUCAGAAGCAUGUUUGGAGCUGUGCCGUGAGAUGAAUAUCAAAGCCAUUGAUCUAUGGUCUGCAAUCCAGAAAAGGGAUAACUGGCAAGAUGUUUGCUUCAUUGAUGGAAUUCAUUUAUCAGCUGAGGGAAGCAAGAUAGUGGCAAAAGAGAUAUUGAAGGUUCUUGAAGAAGCAGAGUGGGAACCUAACCUGCACUGGAAGUCAAUGCCAAUUGAAUUUGGUGAAGAUUCACCAUAUGAUCCAAUUGGCCCUGAUGGAAAGACAACUACAAAUGUCUCAAGUUGGACCUUCCUAGAAACUACAGAAUGGGACUAGUCUUAUGUACAUUUGAAAACUUAAGACAAGUCCCAGUUCAUAGAAUCCUUAGGCAACAAUCACAAAAUAACAGGAACUUUGAACUGUGCCUGCAGAAAUAUGGCGUUCUUAGUUCCUUUACCUGUGUCACUAGUCCCUGGUUUUUCACUGUGUGAGUGGUAUGAACUUGUGACUAUAAUUGCUUUUUAAUUAAGUCAAUUGCUUGUUAGUUUCACCAUUUUAUGGUUUUUUGUUGGCUAAGGUUAUACAUUACAUGUUUUGUUACUACAGAUUAA
Gastrolobium bilobum is the source of this 1786-nucleotide messenger RNA. RefSeq names its product GDSL esterase/lipase CPRD49-like. NCBI's taxonomy places the organism in Eukaryota, Viridiplantae, Streptophyta, Magnoliopsida, Fabales, Fabaceae. The transcript is spliced from 12 exons. Bases 24 to 1511 code for a protein of 495 amino acids. The record is from RefSeq and is a predicted model, not a curated record.